AGGAACGACGCCGCCGCGGGAAGCCCAAGAAACGAGAACCAAAGGACGAUAAUGCCGCGUGAGUUCGGCUCGGCCUGCAGCCGCCGUCGGGUUCCAUGGCGACCGCCGAGACACCGCCACCAAGCCCUUGCCUGAGGCGUUCUCUGCCGCACCUUGGUUCGAGCCGUGUGGUGCAGGACCUCAGUGCGCGACCAUGAGGAUUACGCUCGCCGGCGGGUGCGUCGCUGCGCUGGCCGUGGCGUGGCACCUGGUCGUCGUCUACGGGGCGAGCGCCGAUGCCACGGUCGCCGCUAGCGCUGGGAGAAGCAGUCCAGGGACAGUUGACAUUGAAGCAGUUCCCGCAGAGUCAUCAACUUCAUCAACACAUAGUCAAGAAAGUGAAAGCGUGCCAGAGCUUUUAAGGCCAGUCGCUUCAAGGAACUCCUUAUUAAUUAAUGACGCAGCUUCAUUAGAACUUUCCAGUUCUUUUACAAGUGUUCAUACAUCGUCUGUCACCACAGUUUCCGAGACAUCUGAACUGCCAUUCGUGCUGCGUACGGAAGGAUCUCAGGAAGCGGACUUUACUUUGCAUGAUUCCAAACGGAAGCAGCACUCUGUGACGAAUGAACCAUCCGUAGUGGUAACUGUGGCAGCUAAGCCACAAUCAACGACUAAACAUGGGGCGCACACGAGUCAAAAUAAUCGAAGGGGCGCAGCUCACCCAUCAAUGCUAUCGUCGUCAUCCAGCAACGGAGAACGGGAGCAAAUUGUCGGCUCUAUCUCCGCCUCAGCUGAGACGAGCAUCCAAGACGAGCCGUAUAACGCACCCAUUGUUCCUAGGAGUACUGCCAGCGUAAUAUCGGCUACAGAGCUGCGUGUGGCCGAAGUCACAACGCUACCAUCUUUUACUGCGGAACCCGAAGUAACAGAGCCGCAGCAGGGCGAUUCCGAAGAAGCCUCACUGCGUGUACUACGCAGCAUUCAUCCAUCCAGUGCCACACCGGCCCACGUGGUCCACCACAGCCGGAGCCGAGAGGCGACGCCCGUGUCAACGGCUGCCGCUGCCGCCGCCACCGAACGGACUCGGGGCGGCGGCAACGGCAAUGGCGGGAACCCGUCCAUCGACAACAUCCUCAGUGGCAUCAUCCAGCUCCUCGGCGGCGACAUGAACCUCCCUCGACCUCCGUCAAUGCGAUUGCCGCCUCCUCCGCUGCCACCGCAUUCCUCUCAGCAGCAUCAUCACCACAAGCCGCCGUCGAGGAUCAACAACCGGGGUCCCCCCAAUUUCAACUUCCCGCCGCCCCCGCCCCGGCCGCCGCAGCUACCGCCGCAUCCGCCCCACCCGCCGCCUCACCCUCCGCACCCGCCGCACUCGGCGCCGCCGCGACCGAGACCGAGCCUGCCGCACCUGCCACCGCCGCACCCGGGCCACUUCGACACGAUCCCGCGGCCGCCGCCGCCCAACUUCCACUUCCCGCCCGUGAACCAUCCGAACCACCCGCACCACCCGCAGCAGCACAUACACAUAGUGCCUCUGCCGCACCCGCCCACAGUCUACCCGACGCCGUCGGACGUGAGUCAGUUGCUGGGACUCAACGACCCGGACAGGCAACAGCGGCCCCAUCACCACCAGGACGGCCACCAACGGCCGGCGCCGCCGCCACCGGCGACACACGACACCGACCAGUACGAAGCCACGCCCGCCUUGUCUGAGUUACCUCCAGCCAACAACAACGGACCCGAACAGCCAACCAUGCACAGGGAGACUGUUCGUGACAACGGACCAGAGGUGAUGGCAACGGCGACUGAGCACUUGCCUCCCAGCAAAUCCACCAUUGUGCUCAUCCACGAGGCGCCUGUGUCUUCGUCGCCGGUCGAAGAGGUGACACCGACGAGCGCGAGUGACGACGCCGCUGUUGAGGAGACGAGACACGAAGAAGACACCAGGCAUGACGUGAGACCAACGAUGACGGAAGGUGAUUUGGAACCAUCUGGAAAAGUACCGUCGGGACCAGUGUCGGGAUGGCUCCCUGUGUUCUUAGACUCCUCCGUUAGAGCCAAUAGUUCCAGGGUGAGCGUCAAUACGGCGGAGGAACCUGAAAUUAUCACAGAACCCACUGAGCCUUCGGUUUUCGAUAUUACCGUCAUGCAUUCCAUUGGAACCGUGAGCAACGUCGUGACUCCUUCUCAGACAAUUCGACCCACUUUCUCGACGACUGCGCCGUCAAUAGAAGUAGGAACGAGCACAGAAAGCAGCUCGACCGACCCUGACGAAGUUGAAGGGACGCAGCCUUCCGACGGAGAGGCGGAACCACCAUCUUCAUCGCCCACCUCGAAGACUUCAAAUGCAGACAGGGACCCAGAAGUGAUCUACGGAACUCCGAAGCUCGAGAGCACGCCAUCGACAGACCCGGCUACUACGCUGCAAUCCAGUCUUCGUUCGACGACAAUGGUUGGACUUUCAAACACGCACACGGCCAAUGAAAAUGAAUCAGACGUGGUGAUGACUUUAUCUGGAAAGGGGACACUCGUGCCGGAUGUGACCCACACUAGGCCGCCAGUGAAGCACAAUCAGUCACCCACAGGAAGGCCGAUAGUGAUCCCGGUGGAGAUCGAAGAUGUCAGGCCAGUGAUCGGCUUUCCUCCGGAGUUGUCCCAUGGCUUCCCGAGACCUCAGGACGGCCACGGUCCGCAAAGACCUGGCGGAAGCACGUCUCGUCCAAGACCCAAAGAACCAACGGGUCCACCGCGCAAGACUACCUCGAAGCCUGGGUCUUCUCCACGAAGGAGACCUGGCUACCGGCCAAAACACAAUACUACCUUGGUGAGAAUCGACACCUGCAUCGUUGGUGACGACUCCACGUGCGACUCACAGCUGAACGAGUGGUGCAAGGCCGAGCUUGGCGUCAGUUCCUGCCACUGCAGACCGGGCUUCACGAGGACAAUUCCCAGGGGACCUUGCAGCCCUGUUAUCAACGUUGGCCUCACAUUGAAACUCGACCGGCUUGGUGACCAAAAGCUGGUAUUCAACCGACACUACAGAAACCCAGAAUCGGAGGACUACCGGCUGCUUGAGUAUGAAGCAAAGCAAGCGCUGCACAGCCUGUUCAGCAAGUCCAGCUUUUCGCGGCUCUUUGUAGACGCGACAGUGAACAGGUUCCAGUCCGCCGGCAGCAAGAUCAUGAUGAAUGCCACUGUGCAGCUGGAGGACAACGACAUCACGCGAGUUCCUUCGGUCAAGCGUGUUCUCCAACACGAGGUGGUCAACAUGAUCAACCGCCGAAACUCGAACAUCGGAGAGAGCAGGCUUUACGUCGACGGGCUUCUCAACUCGGGCCUUUCAGUGGACGACGUGAACGAGUGCAACGACGUGAGUCUCAACGACUGCUCCAAAAACGCCGUCUGCGAGAACGUAUUCGGCACGUUCCGCUGCACCUGCAAGGCAGGCUACACGGACAAGUACCCGGACACCAAGUGGAAGAGCGGCAGGACUUGCAACGCAUGCGCACCGGAUUACUGCAACAACAGAGGCGACUGCCGUAUUGCGAAUGGACAACGCGAAUGCAGUUGCCGCGGAAAGUACAUCGGUUCCAGGUGCGACAUCGACGGAGAGGUGCUGGGCGUGGCACUGGGAGCCUCUAUCACGGCGGUCAUCAUCAUCGUUCUCACUCUCGUCUGCCUGUGCCUCUGGAACCGUCGUUGGAAGCGCGAGCAACACAAGGCGGAAGUGAUGUCGGCCCACUCGGUCGGCAGUCUAGGCUAUCUCAGCAAGGCAUCUACGCUGGGACCGGCCUAUCGCGUCAGCGUCGAAGACAGACUACGCUGGCAACACAUCGCCGACGCCAUGGGCAACAUAUACGUGCAACCCGAGGCCUCGGCUCCACCGAAGACACCUACGGGUUUCGCCACUCCCGGCCGAGUGCGCAGUCCGAGCCCACAAGAGGAGAAUCACUACAGCCACAUCCAGAGGCCGCGCUCCAGGGGGGCCAUGUAUGGCCCACCACCGAGUCACAACCCGUACGAGUACGAGUCCCAGAAGAGGGAGAUGUACGCCCCGGUCACGCCAUACUACAAGACGGCGUCUCACCACACCAUGUAUUCCUGAGCGCAGUAUACUGCCCGACGAGUGUGCCGCGUCUCGCAGAAAUCAAGUGACUGCAGCAGUUCGACGUGAGCCAAAUGUGCGCGUGAAGCGACAGACGUGCGAGCAGAUCUACGAGAGCCACACGUGCAAGUGUGUGACCCCGUGGACUCCAUCGUUCCCGACGUGCCUACGUCGACAAACGAUCUGAAACUUCAGAGUGCGCGAUCCCGGGAUUACUACAGUGCGUCGUCCAUCGAUGGGACGCAGUGCCAUCGCUGCAGACCUAUCGGUGCUGCUGAGUAUUUAUGAUCCACGAGUGUAGCGACAGGAGCACAGAAGUGGGACACCAUGGCGGCUCUUAAAGGUCUCGCGGAAUGCAAAAUCGCGUUGGAAUGUGCCUUCCUGCAACGUAGCAUAGAGAACCGGGUGAACAUAUGCACUGUAGGGGGUUCGGUGAGUACACAGUGAAGCGACGAAGCUGGUGGACACUGUUUAGAGAUCGGGGAUGAAAGGUUAAGGGCGACGAUAGUGGUAAAAAGAACUGCAUUUCCCUGCGGUUUUGACAUGCAGUUUUGCGUUCACAGGCGCAUCAUGGUGGCCGCGCGCAGAAGUUCAGACCCAACCUUCCAUUUACAGGCUGAAUGUCAAGGUUUAUUUCUUCACUGCCGCCGUGGUCUGCAUACGCUGUUUUCAUCCGGUACAUGUGAACCUGCAAGUUUGUUCGCUGGAACGUCUCCAUAAGUGAUGUGUGAUGCUACGCGACAUUUUUGUUCCUUUAUUUCGGCGUUAGAAGCGCACAAUUGCAGGCUGUAACAGUAGACGUAUAGGGUACACGUUUGGUGUUCCAGUUGUAGUGAGCCACGAAUAUAUCACAGAUGCGGGCUUGUACCGUGGAAAAAUUCCGAUGUAGAAGUCAAGUUCUAAAUUCGUUGUUAGCGAUUUUGCAAGCACGUCCUGGCUUAAGUCGACAGUGGAGCUUCGUUUAGAAAACCGGUGAUGUGUGUUUCGUUCUUUCACUGCCACUGAACCAAAGCUCAUGACGGCACUGUGCUGUGCAACGACAUUUUUAUUUAUUUAUUUUUUCGUUGUCGGGGGUGCUAUAAGACUGAAAGCCCAACAUAUAAAAAAUUUAACACUGCUGAGUAUGCUCUGGUUAGCGAGAGAGAGAGAGAGAGAGAGCAACCUGUGGUUAGUCUCGGCUGUAACAAAUUGCCAUACUUAGUAUCAUUUCGGUACUAAACAUACGGCCGAGCAGAAACGCUUAACAUAUGCUCGCACAUCUAUACACUUACACCACUUCUGUGCUCCUUGAGAAGCGCAGGCUACAGUGUGCGACUGAGUGCUGCGGUUUAAGCAGUAUAUAUGCUUGUGGUCGAACGCACUACAUAGUCCUAGAGAUUGCUUUUGUGCGAACCAAGACUGUGGCUUUCAACAAGCGUCAUUUUUGUGGACCUAGAAAAAUCCCGUCCGUGUGCGUGUGUUUGGUUAUGUUCGUGCGUGCGUGUCUCUGAGUGCAGUUUUUCUUUAUUUUUUCGGCGUGAGAGAGGUGGGCGUGACUGAUAUUUUCUGAGGUGAUUUAACCGCACACGCUACCUGUAGUCCGUGAUCUAGGGGUGGCGACGUGAGUCGUAACUAUCGUGUAAUUUAUGAGAAGCUCACCGCACUACUUAUGUGCUGUGCAGAGACUGCAGACACGUGGAGUCGGCAUCCGAGUGAGGCAAUGGACUAGUGUUUUGCAGCGACAAUUAGUGUGCUAUCUUAAUGAAAAAAGCUUUAGAGGGGAUACAAGUAAAUUGUGCAUGUUCACUGUCGUGCGUCUAUACCAAUAUGGUUGCUCCGAAGGAGAGAAUGAAUUCCUACGACUGCUCAGUGGACGCCGGCGCCACGAGCGAGGACUCCAAGGUCUGGUAGCAUCGCGUUAUUUUUUUUUUCUUUAUUCUGGUAUUACUUGUGUCAGGUCAUGGUCCUGAUUUCAUUUGUUUGAUACAAGUCAUCGAACACCCCUACGACAAUAAAUGUGAUUCCCCGAA
Dermacentor silvarum is the source of this 6093-nucleotide messenger RNA. Its product is annotated as proteoglycan 4. The record is from RefSeq and is a predicted model, not a curated record. Gene Ontology annotation, molecular function: calcium ion binding. Lineage: Eukaryota; Metazoa; Arthropoda; Arachnida; Ixodida; Ixodidae. Bases 194 to 4084 code for a protein of 1296 amino acids. The transcript is spliced from 11 exons.